AUGAAGCCUGCCUUCUUUCUCGGCGCUGCCCUGCUCCAAGUGAGCUCGACCUUCGCUCAGUGGUCUGCCCCUUCGGCCGCCAUCAACUGGAACGGCCUGGGCCACAUCCGCGUCUACGCCGUCGACAACAGCGGCCAGGUCCGCGAGUGGCAGUUCGACGGCAGCGGCUGGAACGGCCCCAGCUACAUCGGCGCCACUGCCAUGCCCGGCUCCGGCGUCACUGCUGUCAACGACGGCGCCCAUCUUCGGGUCUACUACCAGGACCAGAACGGGCGGGCCCGAGAGAGAGUCUAUGAGAAUGGAUGGACUGACGGCGCUACUCUGCCUUAA
Molecule: messenger RNA, 330 nt
Organism: Thyridium curvatum
Lineage: Eukaryota; Fungi; Ascomycota; Sordariomycetes; Thyridiales; Thyridiaceae
Exons: 3
Coding region: 1-330 (109 amino acids)
Source: RefSeq, a predicted model, not a curated record